AUGAAUAUGAUACUUCCUUAUGUAGUUCUGCUAUUAACAUGUUUAGUGUCUGUGAACUGUAUUAUGUGGAAUCUGGAACCCAAUACACAGAAAUGUUUGAGAGAGGAGUUGCAGCAAAAUAUACCAGUUAUUGGGGAAUUUGAAGUCUCGGAUGCUCCUGGACAAACUGUUGAUUACGUGGUCACUGAUUCUAAGGGACACAUUCUAGCUAAAAGGCAGGGAAUAUCUAAAGGAAAAUUCUCCUUCAAUACGGAGAGUUAUGACACAUAUGAAAUAUGUUUCAGUUCACAUGUCCCUCAAAAUCAAAGAGGUAUAACACAAGAAAUAUCCCUGGUUACUAAGCAUGGUAUAGAAACCAAAAACUAUGAUACACUUGGAGAAGCUGCUCAACUGAAACCAAUUGAGAGGGAACUGAAAAAAUUGGAGGAUCUCUCAAAUGCAAUUGUACAUGAUUUUUCUAUCAUGAGAAAAAGGGAGGAGGAAAUGAGAGAUACAAAUGAAUCAACAAACAGCAGAGUAUUGUACUUCUCCAUCUUUUCAAUGUGCUGUCUAUUAGGUUUGGCAACAUGGCAAGUUCUUUAUUUGAGAACAUAUUUCAAGGCAAAAAAAUUGAUUGAAUAA
Phaedon cochleariae (mustard beetle) is the source of this 621-nucleotide messenger RNA. Lineage: Eukaryota; Metazoa; Arthropoda; Insecta; Coleoptera; Chrysomelidae. The record is from the annotation of a GenBank genome assembly.